CUUGAAGCCCGCUGCAGUCGAGCUCCUCGCAGCAUGGAGGCAUCGUCAGAGCCAAGUGUCGCAGCCAAGAAGCUCUGGGACCAGUCAACGGCCGACCAUACCAAACAGGGCUACUGGGGAGCUCCGACUUCUCAUGUGAACUUUUGUGAGCAGGACUAUCAGAUUACAUACUACAUUGCCGAGUUCAUCAACACUGCUACGAGUCUUGCUUACAUUGCAUAUGGCAUCCAUGGUCUACGAAGGCAGAAGCGUCGCGAUGUCGCCCUUUUCUCCACUACAAAUCUAGCAUACUGGGCGCUCAUCGGAGUCGGCAUCUUCUCCAGUCUCUACCACACGACACUCAAGUAUCAGACACAAAUGUCUGACGAAAUGUCCAUGUACGGCGCCAUGGGCAGCUGUCUACUGCAAGUCUUUACAUUCAAGGAAACCCCAUCCAUACAAAGGCGAAACGUGGCCAUAAUUCUGGGCGUCAUUAUUCCAUUCAUCAUCUACCACUGCUUGACGGACGAAUUUAUACUCCACGUUAUCCUAUUCUUCACCCUAUCCAUCACAGUAUCGAGAAGAACGCGACACAUCAUCAAAUCAGAAAUCAAAGAUGAGGAGCAAAAGAACAAGCUGAGAUUUCUGAUCAAGAUCGCUUCCUUCUUCGGCUUUGGCUCUUUCGGAAUCUGGAUCAUCGACAAUCUAUGCUGUCCACUAUUGACGAGCGGGAAGAAAGCGGUCGGGUAUCCUUGGAGCAUCUUGCUGGAGUUCCAUGGAUGGUGGCACAUCGGGACAGCGAUAUCAUCAUAUUCAUUCAUGGCUUUGAUCGAGUUCCUAACCAAC
Messenger RNA from Pseudocercospora fijiensis CIRAD86, 825 nucleotides. RefSeq lists its product as uncharacterized. Lineage: Eukaryota; Fungi; Ascomycota; Dothideomycetes; Mycosphaerellales; Mycosphaerellaceae. Gene Ontology annotation, cellular component: endoplasmic reticulum membrane. The transcript is spliced from 3 exons. The annotation marks the transcript as partial. Gene Ontology annotation, biological process: ceramide catabolic process; ceramide biosynthetic process. The record is from RefSeq and is a predicted model, not a curated record.